AAUGACAUAGCAGACGUUCCCAGUGGAAGCUCAAAGAAUGACAAGAAGGGGAAAGGGAAAGGAGACACGGUGAAGGCCAACGUCACACCGCAGGCCAGCUCGGACAUGGCCCAGAGCUCCAACUCGGCUCACAAUAACAACGCAGAAAACAAAAAGGAUACUGCACUCGUGCCUAAUGUCAGCAUUGAGGACUUAAAACUAAUGAAGACGUACCUUAAAUUGAUUAAAAAGCAACAGAAGGAGCUCAACACUUUAAAGAAGAAGCAGGCAAAGGAUCAAAGUGCAAUGCAGAAAGCCCACUGCACCCAGGUGGACAAGAUGGUGUCACAGAAUGAGAAGGAGAAGACCUCCCUGGAGAAACUACUAGAGAAAGCCAUUAAAAAACGAGGGGAAAACAACUGCCAAGAGCUGAAGAAGGAGACGGAGGAUAAGAUCCAAACACUGACCGCUGAUCACAAAAUCAAGGUAAAGGACAUCACAGCACAGCAUACUAAAGAGUGGUCCGAGCUGAUCAGCAGCCACAGCAGCGAGGAGCAGGGGAUGAAGGACGGCCACGUCACACAGCAGUGCGAACACCUCAAGAAACUCCUGACCACCGUGCAGGAGCAGCAGACCGUGCAGCUCAAACUCAUCCACGAACGGCAGGGCAAAGAGAUGCGUGCCAACCAGGCCAAGAUGUCCAUGGAAAACAGUAAAGCCAUCAGCCAGGACAAGUCCAUCAAAAACAAGGCAGAGAGAGAGAGGAGAGUGCGAGAGUUAAACAGCAGCAACACCAAGAAGUUCCUGGAUGAGAGGAAGAGGCUGGCCAUGAAGCUACAGAAAGAGAUGGAGCAGCUACAGAAAAACCAGAGAGAACAGUUGGAGAAACUGGAGAAGUUCAAUGAGCAGGUACAACAAGUUACAGAGCCCACAGGCAGAGUGUAAAUAACAUUGGAGGCUGGGGACUAGCGCAGUUACCUGGCUGAUUUCUUCACUAUAUGAUGGAGGCACUUUCUGUCUUCUGUGAUGUAACCCUAAUAGGUUUUUGUAGGACGUUUUCCAUAUGACUGGCCUCAGAAAUUUCCCAGACUACCGAGAAAGAACAAUGUUGCUCUCAAAGAAUAAAUAGUCAACUUUCAAGUCUCAAAGUCUCAACACACAAUAUUAUUCCUACAUUGAGAGUUUAUUCUGUACAACACUUGACUGCACCGUGUCCAUCUUCCAUACAUGCAGAUAGAAAAAAGCAACAUUAUGUAGGAAUUGGUAUUUUUGAUUAAUUGGAGUGCAAGUCAUGUACACUUGCGUAUACACAUGCAUUUGUUAUGAUCAAAAAGUUGUUAUGAUAACAUUAGUAAUGAUCAAACCUAGCGAUCCAAAGCUCCUGUGCUAAACUAACCAAUGCUCAGAGUUCCCAGUCCUGGCAACACGACUAACUGAGCUAACGGCUAGCUUAACAGGAGUUAGCUGUUAGCAUCACUUAAGCAACAAGUUAAGCUAUCAUUUGUUAUAAAAAUAAAGCAAGGCAGGGCAGACAGAGGACAACAGGACCAGUCAAUCAAAUAGGAUCCAGUCUUUCCAACAUCAACUAGGUCAGGGGUUCC
Notothenia coriiceps (black rockcod) is the source of this 1580-nucleotide messenger RNA. Its product is annotated as 1-phosphatidylinositol 4,5-bisphosphate phosphodiesterase beta-4-like. The transcript has 9 exons. The annotation marks the transcript as partial. NCBI's taxonomy places the organism in Eukaryota, Metazoa, Chordata, Actinopteri, Perciformes, Nototheniidae. The record is from RefSeq and is a predicted model, not a curated record. Gene Ontology annotation, biological process: lipid catabolic process. Gene Ontology annotation, molecular function: calcium ion binding; phosphatidylinositol-4,5-bisphosphate phospholipase C activity.